Panicum virgatum (switchgrass) is the source of this 1760-nucleotide messenger RNA. RefSeq lists its product as uncharacterized. The record is from RefSeq and is a predicted model, not a curated record. The coding region runs from base 267 to 1655 and encodes 462 amino acids. Lineage: Eukaryota; Viridiplantae; Streptophyta; Magnoliopsida; Poales; Poaceae. The transcript has 3 exons.
CGCCUCCCUCCCGUCCCAGGCUUUCCUCCUUGGCAUUUGUGGCGCCAGCGUGUCUUUUCAUUCACACCCCACCAGCCCGGCACUACGGAAAAAAAGGGCGCCAUUAGGGGCGCUAAUACUAUCCUAAUCAUGGAGCAGCGCAGCGCAGUUUCAGACAAAAGUGAGUGAGCAGAACAAGGCCACCUUCCUUCCCCUUGUUCCAGGCUUCCAGCAGCAACUCCUUCUGCCUCCCCAACAAGGUUCCAGAAAGGAAGACACAGAAGAUCAUGCCUUGUCAAACUGCAAUGGAUGCGGCAAGUGCAGCCAGGAGUAGCCAAGGCAAGGGUGCUGCCGCCGCCAAGAAGAAGAUGAGCAGAGGAGCUGCGAAGAAGACGACGACUCAGCCAUCGUGGAUGGCCGUGGGGCUGGGGUUCUACCAUUCGUCCUCCUCCGGCAAGAACAGAGCGCAGCCGGCGGCGGCGGCGGCAGCGGCAGAAGGAAAGAACAUUGACGAUGACAAGAGCAGCAGCAGCACCAGCAAGAAGAAGAGGAGCAUCAUCAUCAGCCGGAGCAUGACCUGCGCGAGGUCCAUCUGCAGCACCAAGGAGAGCUCCGUGCUGAGCCGCCGCCGGGACCAGGACACGGACCGCGCCGCCGCUCGCAGCGCCUCGAGCAGGUCGCUCAGAGCUCCCGACGUCGUCGACGCCGCCGACGCAACGUACGCCGCCUCCGCCGCGGCCGUCUCCGCGACGUCGUCUUUCAACUCGGAGGCCACGGCGGCGACCUCCUCGUCGGCCACCGCCACCUCGGCGUCCUCGCCGCUCUCGUCGCCGUCGUCGUCGUCGUUCGGGAGCUCCUUCCGCGGGGUGCAGCAGAUCAGGAAGCUCUCCGGGUGCUACGAGUGCCACUCCGUCUUCGACCCCAGGAGCCUCGCCGCUGCCGCCGCCGCCGCCGCCUUCCCGUGCGCCGACUGCGACGAGGUGUUCGGCAAGGCCGAGUCCCUCGAGCUCCACAGAGCAUCCAGGCAUGCAGUUUCAGAGCUGGGGCCCGACGACACGAGCAGGAACAUCGUGGAUAUCAUCUUCCAGUCGAGCUGGCUGAGGAAGCAGGAGGCGCCCGUGUGCAAGAUCGACAGGAUCCUCAAGGUCCAGAGCAGCGACAGGACGGUGAGGAGGUUCGAGGAGUACAAGGAGAGCAUCAAGGAGAGGGCGAGAAGCGGCGAGGGCCGGAAGAACAACCCCCGGUGCGUCGCCGACGGCAACGAGCUCCUCAGGUUCCACUGCACCACGUUCACCUGCUCCCUCGGCGCCGCCGGCGGCACCGCCCUGUGCCGGGCGCCGCUGGCACAGUGCAAGCUGUGCAGCAUCGUCAGGGACGGCUUCAGGGUCGACGGUGACGGGAAGAUUGCAACAAUGGCGACGAGUGGGCAUGCGCAUGACAUGGCGCAGGUGUCGUCUGACGGCGAGAAGAAGGCGAUGCUGGUGUGCAGGGUGGUUGCGGGGAGGGUGAAGAAGACCGGUGACAGGAAAUCUUCAGAGGACAGUGAGUGUGACUCUGUCAGCCCCAGCUCAGAGGGGGUCUGCUCAGAUUUGGAUGAGCUCUUCCUGUUCAAUCCUAGAGCUAUACUGCCAUGCUUCGUAGUCAUAUACCAAGUUAUCGCCAUUAGGGCAACUUAGUUAAAUUUAGCUAGUGUUUCUUCUGCUCUAUGUUCAACCUGUUGUUGCUUCCUUUGUACUUUCUGUUCAUCAGCUCAGAAAAGCAUAAUGUUCGGUUGCAAAAUA